AUGAACGCUCUCGCUAUCACUGCUCUUGCCAUUUCCGGGGUCUUUGCAGCACCGCCUCCACCUCCAGGUGGCCCAGCUCCUCCUCCACCUCCACCACCUCCCCCAGCUGGACCAGGUGGCCGCCCACCACCAGGCCCUCAUGGCAGCUCCAAUGGCAAUGCCAACGCCACCGUCCCAGCGCCCUCUGUGAACACUGCCACAGCUGCUGCCUCUGUGGCCGCUGCCGCUGCAACUGCAUCCACCGCAGCUCACAACACUGGUGACGUACCAGGCCGUGCCUUCGACCGCUUCAUCACUAUCUGGCUCGAGAACACCGACUACUCAAAGGCCGCUAAUGACUCGAACUUGCUCUGGCUUGCUCAGCGCGGUAUUACGCUCGAGAACUACUUCGGUGUGACCCACCCGUCUGAGCCCAACUACGUUGCUGCCGUUGGUGGCGACAACUUCGGUAUGGACAACGACAACCUCAACCAGGUUGCGUCCAACGUUUCCACCGUCAUUGACCUCCUUGAGGCCCGUGGUAUCACCUGGGGUACUUACCAAGAGGACAUGCCCUACACCGGCUUCGAGGGCUUCUCCUGGGUCAACCAGCAGACCAAGAAGAACGAUUAUGUUCGCAAGCACAACCCACCAGUCAUCUACAAUGCCAACACCAGCCCCAAGCGCUUGAGUUACCAGAAGAACACGACCGAGUUCUACGUCGACCUCAAGAAUAAUGCUCUGCCGCAGUGGUCGUUCAUCACGCCAAACAUGACUUCCGAUGGCCAUGACAGCUCCGUCACGGUUGCCGGCGCCUGGACUCGUGCUUUCCUCGAGCCCCUCCUCUCCAACGAGUACUUCAUGAAGAACACCCUUAUCCUCGUCACCUUCGAUGAGAACCACACCUACACCCUCGCCAACCGCGUGUUCACCAUCCUUCUCGGUGGCGCAAUCGCCGGUAAGGAGGGCACCAAGGACACUAGCUACUACAACCACUACUCCGAGAUUGCCACCGUCGAGGCCAACUGGAACCUCAACACCUUGGGACGAUGGGAUGUUGGCGCCAACGUUUUCCAGACCGUUGCUGAGAAGACUGGUGAUGUUGUUCGUUCCAACGACGCCGUCACAGCCGCCAACCCAACCAUCUUCCAGAACAGCUCGUACGCUGGUCCAUUCAACAGCGAUGUUGGCUUCGCUCCUUACCCAGCACCCAAUGUCAACAUCGUCUCCCCAAAGACUGGUCGUACCGUUCUGCCUGCCAUCCAGAGGCAGUGGGGCAACAAGCCUUCCAUCUACAACAAUGGUGUGGUCAUUCCUGACGGUCAGCACCCUCCUCAGGGCUAUGCUAUUAACACCGUUGACAACUAG
Recurvomyces mirabilis is the source of this 1347-nucleotide messenger RNA. RefSeq lists its product as uncharacterized. The coding region runs from base 1 to 1347 and encodes 448 amino acids. The record is from RefSeq and is a predicted model, not a curated record. Gene Ontology annotation, molecular function: hydrolase activity, acting on ester bonds. The transcript has 2 exons. Lineage: Eukaryota; Fungi; Ascomycota; Dothideomycetes; Mycosphaerellales; Teratosphaeriaceae. Gene Ontology annotation, biological process: phospholipid catabolic process.